Molecule: messenger RNA, 2041 nt
Organism: Erigeron canadensis
Lineage: Eukaryota; Viridiplantae; Streptophyta; Magnoliopsida; Asterales; Asteraceae
Product: 3-ketoacyl-CoA synthase 11-like
Exons: 2
Coding region: 290-1843 (517 amino acids)
Biological process (GO): fatty acid biosynthetic process
Cellular component (GO): membrane
Molecular function (GO): acyltransferase activity, transferring groups other than amino-acyl groups
Source: RefSeq, a predicted model, not a curated record
CCCAGAAGGCCACAAGCCCACAACCCAAAUUCUAUUUCUCAAAAUUCAAUUUGACAACCACAAAACAGCCAAGAUUCUGAUAUUCAUUCCCAAAAUUUCAAAUAAAUAAAUACCCUAAACCAGGCUUUCAGCUUCCAUCCCAUCGAUCACUCCGCACAUCUUCUUCAGGAACAUUCCCCUUUAUUUUAGAUCUUGGACCAUCUUUUCUUUCUUGAAAAAGCUUUGAUCUUUUGGUAUUUUUGUAUAAUUUGUUUAUAUAUUGUAUAAUUUUGAUUAAGAUUUGAGAAAAAUGAGUGAAGUAACAGAAGUCAAACCAUUGAUUAAACAAUCUUAUUCGUCAUCAUCAUCUUCUUCAAAGCUUCCUGAUUUCAAGAAAUCUGUUAAGCUUAAGUAUGUAAAAUUAGGAUAUCAUUAUCUUAUAACUCAUGGAAUGUACUUAUUUUUAUCACCUCUUGUUGUUGUUCUUGCUGCCCAUUUAUCAACUUUUUCGCUUCAAGAUGUUUAUGUUCUUUGGGAUCAUCUGAGGUUUAAUCUCAUUUCGGUUGUAGUGUGUUCGACCCUUUUGGUCUUCUUCUCGACCCUUUAUUUCAUGACCCGUCCUCGACCUGUUUACCUAGUGGACUUUUCAUGUUAUAAGCCUGAAGAAGAACGGAAAUGUACUCGACAAAUAUUUAUGGAUAGGUCGACUGCAACUGGGUCGUUUACUGACCAAAGUCUUGAUUUUCAAAGAAAGAUUCUUGAAAGGUCGGGUCUUGGUGAGUCGACUUACUUGCCUGAAGCUGUCCUUAGAAUCCCUCCUAAUCCGUGUAUGGCAGAAGCAAGAAAAGAGGCUGAGCUUGUGAUGUUUGGUGCUAUUGAUGAACUCUUGGCAAAAACAGGUGUGAAACCUAAAGAUAUUGGGAUUUUAGUGGUGAAUUGUAGUUUAUUUAAUCCAACGCCUUCUCUAGCUUCCAUGAUUGUUAAUCAUUACAAACUUAGAGGGAACAUUCUAAGCUUUAAUCUUGGUGGAAUGGGUUGUAGCGCUGGUUUAAUUGCCAUUGAUCUUGCUAAGGAUCUUCUUCAAGUCAACCCGAAUUCUUACGCAUUGGUAAUGAGCAUGGAAAACAUAACAUUGAAUUGGUAUUUUGGGAAUGAAAGAUCGAUGCUCGUGUCAAAUUGCUUGUUUAGAAUGGGUGGUGCUGCGAUCUUGCUCUCAAACAAAAGUUCUGACCGAAGGAAGUCAAAGUACCAACUAGUCCACACAGUUAGAACACACAAAGGUGCAGAUGAGAAGUGCUUUUCAUGUGUCACUCAAUCAGAAGAUCCAGCCGGGAAAGUUGGAGUUGCAUUGUCGAAAGAUUUAAUGGGAGUAGCUGGUGAUGCAUUAAAAACCAACAUCACAACUUUAGGCCCACUCGUGUUACCAAUGUCAGAACAGCUGUUAUUCUUUGCAACUUUAGUUGGUAAAAAGCUAUUUAGAAUGAAGAUCAAGCCCUACAUUCCUGACUUUAAGUUGGCUUUUGAGCAUUUUUGCAUUCAUGCUGGUGGGCGAGCGGUACUUGAUGAAAUUGAGAAGAAUUUACAGCUUUCCGAUUGGCAUAUGGAGCCAUCAAGAAUGACACUUAACCGAUUUGGUAAUACUUCAAGCAGCUCACCAUGGUAUGAGUUGGCUUAUUCAGAAGCAAAAGGGCGGAUCAAGAAAGGAGAUAGAGCAUGGCAAAUAGCUUUUGGGUCGGGUUUCAAAUGCAACAGUGCGGUUUGGAAAGCGUUAAAGACUGUUAAUCCUACAAAAGAGAAGAACCCAUGGAUGAGUGAGAUUGAUCAGUUUCCUGUAGAUGUUCCAAAGUUUUCUGCUUUAAGUUAAAUUUAAUCUCUAAUUUUAUUCCCCCCCAAAUUUCUGUGUUAUUAUUCAUCAUGGGUCUUAAUGGAUCUUUGAGUUUAGCGGGUCUAUGAUUCAAUUUCGUGUUUGUACUGUGAUCACACAUCUUCUUUCAUCAAGGGAUGUUAUAAUUUUUUGAAGAAUAUUUUUAGAACUUGUUUGAUUAUAACUUCAUUUAGUUCA